AUGCGGCUUCCAGACGUGGGCUCUAUCAGGGAGGAUAAUUACACAUUCUUCUGGCAGGGGAAGUCUCAAGACGAGCCAAGACUUCAUGACGUAGGAUUUGCUGUUAAAAACGCCCUUCUGGACUGUACUGUGCCACCAUCCGGUGGAACAGAGCGAAUUAUUGAUUUGAAAAUAUGCUCCUCAAGUGGCACUGUCAGCAUCCUAAAUGUGUACGCUCCUACCUUAUCAUCCAGCAUGGAAGAGAAGAAUAUGUUUUAUGACUUACUCAGUGACAGAAUAGCCAAGGUACCUAGCACCGAGACACUGUAUAUUCUAGGGGACUUUAAUGCUAGAGUUGGAUCAGAUAACGACAUAUGGCCGAAUUGCCUGGGACAUCAUGGGGUGCGAAAAAUGAAUGAAAAUGGCCAGAGACUGCUUAAAGUUUGCUGCUUUUAUGGACUCUGUAUCACAAACACAUAUUUCCAGCUUACGGAUCAGAACAAGGUGUCUUGGAGACACCCGCACUCUCAUCACUGGCAUCAACUUGACUUAGUCAUAGCUAGGCGUACUGGUCUCAAAAAUGUACUACUGAUACGAAGUUAUCAUAGUGCUGAUUGCAACACAGACCGCGCCCUACUGGCGUGCACAUUGAGGCUCACUCCUAAGAAAUGUCACCACGCUAAACCGAGAGGUCAUCCCCCAGCAGCAUAUAACGCUUAUGAAUAUUCUUCUUUGGCUGGUAGCUGCAUCCGUGACGUCAGUAUCAGCAGGGUCCAACCUGUCAGGUUCCGUCCACGUGGUGGCCUAGGACUCUUCCACGCAGGAUCCUGUAGUACAGCUUCUCAGCAUGCUGGAGCAGGAUAG
Messenger RNA from Schistocerca piceifrons (Central American locust), 843 nucleotides. RefSeq names its product craniofacial development protein 2-like. Bases 1 to 843 code for a protein of 280 amino acids. The transcript has 2 exons. The record is from RefSeq and is a predicted model, not a curated record. Lineage: Eukaryota; Metazoa; Arthropoda; Insecta; Orthoptera; Acrididae. Gene Ontology annotation, cellular component: nucleus. Gene Ontology annotation, biological process: chromatin remodeling.